AGGCCGCCAUUGCUGCUUUGAACACCUCAGAAGGGGAGAAUGGAUUUAUCAGGAGUGAAAAAGAAGAGCUUGCUAGGAGUCAAAGAAACUAAUAAAAAGUCCAGCACUAGGGCUCCUUCUCCUACCAAACGCAAAGACCGCUCUGAUGAGAAGUCCAAGGAUCGCUUUAAAGAUGAGGGGGCCACCAAGGAGUCGAGCGAGAAGGAUCAUGGCAGGGAUAAAACUGGAAAGAGGUGCAGCGCUUCCAGUGGUAGCAGCAGCACCAGGUCUCGGUCCAGCUCGACCUCCAGCUCGGGCUCCAGCAGCAGCUCGGGCUCCAGCAGCAGCUCCAGCUCAUCUUCGGCAUCGAGCCGCUCAGGAAGUUCCAGCACAUCCCGUAGCUCCAGCUCCGGCAGCUCCCCUGGCUCUCCGAGUCCUUCUCAGCGCAGGCCUGACGACAGGCGGUGUUCCCACUCCAAAUCCAAACCACCCAAAAGAGAUGGAAGGGAAAGGAAAAGGCAGAGCCCUUCUCCUAAACCCACCAAAGUGCACAUUGGAAGGCUCACCAGGAAUGUGACCAAGGAUCGUAUCCUGGAGAUAUUCUCCACGUACGGGAAAAUUAAAAUGAUUGACAUGCCUGUAGACAGGAUGCACCCCCAUCUGUCUAAAGGCUAUGCAUAUGUGGAGUUUGAGAAUCCAAAUGAGGCCGAGAAGGCGCUGAAGCAUAUGGACGGAGGACAAAUGGAUGGCCAGGAGAUCACUGCCACUGCUGUGCUGGCCCCCUGGCAUCAGCCACCCCACAGGCGAUUCAGCCCUCCCAGGAGAAUGCUGCCACCGCCUCCCAUGUGGUGCAGGUCACCCCCACGGAGGAGGAGCAGGUCGCGUUCCCCUCGGCACAGGUCCCCCGUGCGCCAGCGAUCCCGCUCCCUGGGCCACCGCCACCACAGGAGCCACCCCAGCUCCACCUCCUCCCGAUAA
Messenger RNA from Mesoplodon densirostris (Blainville's beaked whale), 957 nucleotides. Its product is annotated as RNA-binding protein with serine-rich domain 1-like. Gene Ontology annotation, cellular component: nucleoplasm; cytoplasm; ASAP complex. Gene Ontology annotation, biological process: mRNA splicing, via spliceosome. Gene Ontology annotation, molecular function: RNA binding. The record is from RefSeq and is a predicted model, not a curated record. The coding region runs from base 40 to 957 and encodes 305 amino acids. The transcript has a single exon. NCBI's taxonomy places the organism in Eukaryota, Metazoa, Chordata, Mammalia, Artiodactyla, Ziphiidae.